Molecule: messenger RNA, 1562 nt
Organism: Hydra vulgaris (swiftwater hydra)
Lineage: Eukaryota; Metazoa; Cnidaria; Hydrozoa; Anthoathecata; Hydridae
Product: glutathione synthetase
Biological process (GO): glutathione biosynthetic process
Cellular component (GO): cytosol
Molecular function (GO): ATP binding; glutathione binding; glutathione synthase activity
Source: RefSeq, a predicted model, not a curated record
UUUUUUUAGAUCUAAUCAAUUUGUUAGCAAGAUUUAAAAAAAUACUAAAAUGGAUGUUUAUGAAAAUCUUAAACUCGAUGAAGCUGAAAUUAAUGAACUUGCAGACACAGCUAAAGAUUGGGUUACUCUUCAUGGAAUGAUCAUGCGAAAUAAUAAUGACAGAAAAUUGCUUAACUAUGCCCCGUUUAUGUUGUUUCCUUCACCAUUUCCUCGGUAUCUUUAUGAAGAAGCUUUUUCUGUACAAGCUGAUCUGCAAGAGUUGGUUUACAAAGCAAGUUGUGAUCAUGAAUUUAUUUAUAAUGCUUUAAAAAGUGUCAUUGUGCAUGAUGAAUUUACCAGGAAACAGUUUGAAAUCUAUGAUCAAGUCAGAAAAGAAGGAAUUAAACAGAAAUAUGUCUUCAAUAUAACUCGGUCUGACUAUAUGAUAAAUGAGCUAAAGAACCCUGAAGAAAAUGAGCGUCUUUAUAAUAUAAAACAGAUUGAGAUGAACAUGAUUGCUGCUUCGUUUGGUGGUCUUGGUUCUUUUGUAGAAAAAUUACACAGGUAUAUGUGUGAUGUUAUGGGUGAGAGUGCUCCAUUCAAAAAAGAUCAGGUUGCAACCAAUUCUGCUAUAAUAAAUCUUGGAAAAGGAAUGGCAAAGCUAUGGAAGAUCUAUGACAAAGAAGACUCAGUUGUGAUUUUUGUUGUUCAAAAUGGCGAAAGAAAUCGAUUUGAUCAAAGACUUUUAGAGUACAAUUUUCAAGAAAGUGUGCAGCAGCUAGGAGCCAAGAAACAUGUUCCUGUGCUAUUUCGAUCUCUGGAGCAAAUACACAAAUACGGAAAAAUAAAUGAUGACAGGACUUGCUUUGUUGAAGGUCAGGAAGUUGCAUUGUUUUACUUUCGUGCUACGUAUACACCAAAUGACUACACAAGUCCAGAAUGUUGGGAAGCUCGUCUAAUGAUUGAGAGAUCAACAGCAGCUAAAUGUCCAUCAAUGGCUGAAAAUCUUAUUGGAACAAAAAAAGUGCAACAAGUUUUUGCCGAACCCGGUAUAGUUGAAAGAUUUGUCAACAAUCCUGAAGUAGUUAAGAAAAUCAGAAAAACCUUUGCUGGUUUAUAUUCUCUAGAUGAGACUUCUGAAGGCGAUGCUGCAGCAGAAAUGGCUCUUGGUAACCCAUCACACUAUGUUUUAAAACCUCAAAGAGAAGGAGGAGGGAACAAUAUGUAUGAUUCCGAUAUGGUUGAUGAGUUAAAAAGAGUAACAGCUACUGAAAGAAGUCAAUAUAUUCUUAUGGAGCGUAUUCAACCUCCUUCAGUAAAAAAUUAUAUGGUACACGUAAACUUUGAUCGGGCGCAGUUAACAGACACAGUAACUGAACUUGGCAUUUUUGGAGUGCUUAUUGCAGUUGACGGCGUGAUUGUGCAUAAUGAACCAGCUGGCCACUUAAUGCGAACAAAAAGCAAAGAUCAAAAAGACGGAGGAGUUGCUGCCGGAGUCGCUGUUCUCGACACACCAUAUUUAAUAUAAAUUUUAUCUUAUUUCAAAAAAAUAUUUAUUUUGUAGAAUUAAAACUCUAAAAUUA